Messenger RNA from Nipponia nippon (crested ibis), 4287 nucleotides. NCBI's taxonomy places the organism in Eukaryota, Metazoa, Chordata, Aves, Pelecaniformes, Threskiornithidae. The record is from RefSeq and is a predicted model, not a curated record.
CAGCUGCCAAAACAUAGUACAGUGAAAUAAUGGUCUGCUAGCCUGCUAAACAAGUGUCCAGCUUCCACAAUGCCUGUGCAGGCAGCUCAGUGGACAGAAUUUCUGUCCUGCCCAAUCUGCUACAACGAGUUUGAUGAGAAUGUGCACAAACCCAUCAGCUUAGGUUGCUCUCACACUGUCUGUAAGACCUGCCUGAACAAGCUUCAUCGCAAGGCAUGUCCUUUCGACCAGACUGCCAUCAAUACAGACAUCGAUGUGCUUCCUGUAAACUUUGCACUCCUCCAGUUAGUUGGAGCCCAGGUACCUGAUCAUCAGACAGUAAAGUUGAGUAAUGUAGGAGAGAACAAACAUUAUGAAGUAGCAAAGAAAUGUGUUGAGGAUUUGGCACUCUACUUAAAGCCAUUAAGUGGAGGAAAAGGUGUUGCAAGCUUGAAUCAGAGUGCACUGAGCCGUCCAAUGCAAAGGAAGCUCGUGACGCUGGUGAAUUGUCAGCUAGUGGAGGAGGAGGGUCGGGUUAGAGCUAUGAGGGCAGCUCGAUCGCUGGGAGAGAGAACCGUUACAGAACUGAUCUUGCAGCACCAAAAUCCUCAGCAGCUUUCUGCCAAUCUUUGGGCUGCUGUCAGGGCACGAGGAUGCCAGUUUCUAGGACCAGCUAUGCAAGAGGAGGCACUGAAACUUGUAUUACUGGCACUGGAAGAUGGCUCUGCACUCUCAAGAAAAGUUCUGGUACUUUUUGUCGUACAAAGGCUAGAACCAAGAUUUCCUCAGGCCUCUAAAACGAGCAUUGGCCAUGUUGUGCAGCUACUGUAUAGAGCAUCAUGCUUUAAGGUCACUAAAAGGGAUGAAGAUUCUUCUCUGAUGCAACUUAAAGAAGAGUUUCGGAGUUAUGAGGCUUUGCGGAGAGAACAUGAUGCCCAAAUUGUUCACAUUGCCAUGGAAGCAGGACUUCGAAUAUCACCAGAACAGUGGUCUUCCCUUCUUUAUGGUGACUUGGCACAUAAAUCGCACAUGCAAUCCAUUAUUGACAAGCUCCAAUCUCCAGAAUCUUUUGCAAAGAGUGUACAAGAAUUGACAAUUGUCUUGCAGCGCACGGGGGAUCCUGCAAACUUAAACAGGCUGAGGCCUCAUUUAGAGCUGCUGGCAAACAUAGAUCCCAAUCCAGAUGCGGCAUCUCCAACAUGGGAGCAGCUGGAAAAUGCAAUGGUCGCUGUGAAGACUGUGGUACAUGGGCUGGUGGAUUUCAUUCAGAACUACAGCAGAAAAGGCCAUGAAACUCCACAGCCACAACCAAAUAGCAAAUAUAAAACAAGUAUGUGCCGAGACCUUCGACAGCAAGGGGGAUGUCCAAGAGGAACAAACUGUACAUUUGCUCAUUCUCAGGAAGAGCUUGAAAAAUAUCGCUUGAGGAACAAAAAAAUCAGUGCAACAGUGAGAACAUUCCCCCUUCUAAAUAAAGUUGGCGUAAAUAGCACCGUCUCAACCACAACAGGAAACGUAAUUUCUGUCAUAGGAAGCCCUGAAGCAACAGGGAAGAUGGUGCCAAGUACUAAUGGAAUAGCUAAUCUAGAAAGUGGUGUUCCCCAGUUGAUCCCUCGCUGUGCGGACACCUCCUUGAGAGCUUUGGAGAACACCAAGAAGGGAGGGAAGACUGGAGCCAAUGGCCAGAAUGUUUCUGGAUCCCCUACAGAAUCACUACCUGAAAAUAAAAUCGGUUCUCCACCCAAGACUCCUGUAAGCCAGGCAGCAGCUACCUCAGCUGGUCCUCCUAAUAUUGGAACAGAAGUUAAUUCUGUGCCUCCAAAAUCCAGCCCGUUUGUUCCCAGAGUACCUGUCUACCCCCCACAUUCUGAUAAUGUUCAAUAUUUCCAAGAUCCCAGGACUCAGCUGUCGUAUGAAGUUCCACAGUACCCACAGACAGGAUAUUAUCCACCACCUCCAACAGUACCAGCUGGUGUGGCUCCCUGUGUUCCUCGCUUUGUGAGGUCCAAUAACGUUCCAGAAUCCUCCCUCCCACCUGCUUCCGUGCCAUAUGCCGAUCAUUACAGUACAUUUCCCCCUCGAGAUCGACUGAAUUCUCCUUACCAACCUCCUCCUCCGCAGCCGUAUGGACCAGUUCCUCCUGUCCCUUCUGGAAUGUAUGCUCCAGUUUAUGACAGCAGGCGCAUCUGGCGCCCACAGAUGUACCCACGAGAUGAUAUUAUUAGGAGCAAUUCUUUACCUCCCAUGGAUGUGAUGCACUCAUCUGUCUAUCAGACAUCAUUACGUGAGAGAUACAACUCUUUGGACGGGUAUUACUCUGUGGCUUGUCAACCUCCAAACGAACAGAGGACUGUGCCUUUACCAAGGGAGCCUUGUGGUCAUUUGAAGACUGGUUAUGAUGAGCAAUUAAGACGGAAGCCGGAGCAAUGGGCACAGUACCACACACAGAAGACUCCUCUGGUAUCGUCGACCCUUCCUAUGGCAACACCGUCUCCAACACCACCUUCUCCUCUCUUCAACGUAGAUUUCAGCACAGAGUUCUCAGAGAGUGUCAGUGAUUUGAGUGGAACUAAAUUUGAGGAAGACCAUCUCUCUCACUAUUCACCGUGGUCUUGUGGCACUAUUGGCUCUUGUAUAAAUGCUAUCGACUCAGAGCCCAAGGAUGUGAUUGCCAAUUCAAAUGCCGUGUUAAUGGAUUUGGACAGCGGGGAUGUUAAAAGGAGAGUGCAUUUAUUUGAAACUCAGAGAAGGGCAAAGGAAGAAGAUCCUAUAAUCCCAUUUAGCGAUGGACCGAUCAUCUCCAAGUGGGGUGCAAUCUCCAGGUCAUCCCGCACGGGUUAUCACACGACAGAUCCUAUUCAGGCCACUGCUUCCCAAGGAAGUGCUACUAAGCCCAUCAGUGUAUCAGAUUAUGUCCCUUAUGUCAAUGCUGUUGACUCAAGAUGGAGUGCCUAUGGCUCAGAUUCUGCUUCAUCAGUGCGUUAUGCGGAACGGGACAGGUUCAUAGUUACAGAUUUGUCUGGUCACAGAAAGCAUUCCAGCACUGGAGAUCUAUUGAGUAUUGAAUUACAGCAGGCCAAAAGUAACUCGUUAUUACUUCAGAGAGAGGCGAAUGCACUAGCCAUGCAACAGAAGUGGAAUUCUCUAGAUGAAGGCAGUCGUCUUACCUUAAAUCUUUUAAGCAAGGAAAUUGAUUUGAGGAAUGGUGAGGUAAAGAAAGGGACUGAUUAUACUGAAGACUCUGCAGACACAAAGCCAGAUCGAGACAUUGAAUUGGAGCUGUCAGCCCUUGAUACAGAUGAACCUGAUGGGCAAGGUGAACAAAUAGAAGAGAUUCUGGAUAUACAGCUAGGUAUUAGUUCUCAAGAUGAUCAACUGCUCAAUGGAACAACUGUAGAGAACGGGCAUCCGCUAAAGCAGCACCAGAAAGAAUCUAUGGAACAGAAGAGACAAAGUUUAGGUGAAGACCUUGUGAUUCUGGAGGAGCAGAAAACAAUCCUGCCCGUAACUUCUUGCUUCAGUCAGCCGAUCACAACAUCUGUUAGCAAUGCAAGCUGCCUGCCCAUCAGCACAUCAGUCAGUGUUGGCAGCCUCAUUUUGAAAACUGCUCACAUUAUGUCUGAGGAUAAAAAUGACUUUUUAAAGCCUGUUGCAAAUGGCAGGAUGGUUAACAGCUGAAAGGCAUUCAUCUUUCCAGCUUGUGACCACACCAUGGAAGCAUUUACACUAGCUUUUUAUAUAUAUAAUAUAUAUUAUAUAAUGUAUAUUUUUUUUAAAAAAAAUAAUAUUGGGGUCAUGCAUUUCCUGUGGACUCUUUGAUACUUCAAGCCCCUCUCGCAUUAGCAUUCUGAAGAAAAAAAAAAACUUACUUUACUAGGGUAAGGCGUUCACUUUCCACAAAUGAAUGGAAUUUGGACAUUGUUUUACUUAAGCUUAAAGCAGCUUUUUAUGAGUUUGUAGCAAUCCGGUGCGGUAUCUGAGCCAUUCUUGUUUAAAAUGGCUUCUGUAGAAAACUAACAACUCAGUUAUUUAAACUAGCAGGAUCCUACAAUGAUACAUCUAGUGAAAGGAAGACUAACUUAUUUGUCUCUAUUUUGUUUCAUGAGAGAAGAACUUGUGUCUUGUUGCAGCUGCUUUUUCUUUAGUUGUGGAACUUUGCAUGGAGUAUUGUUUCCUGUUUGAAGACUGAGAGGUGGAGAUUUGGACUUGAGACUUUUACAGGGUUAACACACCAUUAGCUUUGCACUGCUACGUUAUUUGCAGGUCUGUGGUGCAGUGCUUUGCUGCAGCUUUUUGUUUCCAUUCCCC